AAAGGAGACGGGCAUCAGCGUGAGGGAAGUCUUCAUUGGUCCAGAGCAUCACUAGUUAGGUAACUUGUAUGCCAAAUGUGAUAGAAUAAUUCGAAGUCGUCCUCCCCCACCCCAGCUGGUGCGCUGGCCCUUUGGCCGAAGACUUUGAAAUUGAAUAAUAAAUAUUUAAGAGUUGCAUGGCUCUCACGAGCUGCAGAUCAAGAGAGGUGCAGCAAACGUAUUUAGGAUGCACAGAAUAGAAUGGCUCUCUUCGCGCUCCGAAACUCCUCUCUACAGUCGCGGAGCGCAAAAUCGCUGGUGCUUUCAUGGGGGCAUUACCAGCAGCGGCUUCGCUUUAGUUCCUACACUUCGUGUGCAGGCAGGUGCUGGAAUAGUGCAGAGUCCUUCAACACCAUCGAGCGGACCCGAUCGAGUCGAGCAGUGCUUUGCCGACAAGUACUGCGAUUCAUCGAAAGCAGAGUAGCUGGAACUGAGUUUAGCGAAGACCCGAGUAACGACCCGAGCAAGGAGAUGAACGAAGACGUACUUUCCUUCACUGUACGCAGAGAUAACAUCGAUGCAGGACUGAUGGUUGUCGACUUCAGGCCUUCUGCUCUAGAAAGAUCUAGCAAGAAUGAGUCCUCGCUUUUGAGGAGAUCUCUCUGGUCCUUGACGCGACACAAAAAACGUUAUCCAAAUACGGUCUUUCUCCGUUCUGGUGUUGUGGUGAUACGUGAUCUCGACGACAGUUCUACUUCUACACAAGUGGUAGCGGUGGAUGAAGGUGAUGUGCAAAGUGGACCUCGAUUGCAGUCUGCUCUAGCCCAUGAGUGUGGACACGCUUUACAUUUUCUAUUUUCCAGUAAGGGCAUGGUUGAGAAACCAGAAGUGUUUUUCAACUCUACCAGUUUGCGGACGCGCGAGCUGCCGGCGUUUGUGAUGCAGUAUUUGUGGGAAGCGAGUCGUGGAGAGGGCUUUGGCGGCGGUUGCAGCUCUAGAAAGCAUCAGGGGAAAUUACCAGUUUCAUUGGUAUCACGUAGAUUAUCGAGUUUUUAUCUUCGCCACUCAUUCCUAAUGCGAUUGUUAAGGAGAUUCACGUCUGCUUUUGAUCAAUUUUCUCCUGAGGAUAAAGACGACUACAAGAAAGCACAAGAAGAUGCACGACACUGGCUUGCAACGGAGUAUGGUGUAGCAAAAGAUCCUCCUGAGAAACUGCGUGAUCUUUUCUCUACCGUCAAAUGGUAUGAGGAUAAUCGUCAUGGUACUCGGAAAUCUAGUUCCAGUACGGAUUCAAAUGAAAUAUCUA
Molecule: messenger RNA, 1285 nt
Organism: Amoebophrya sp. A25
Lineage: Eukaryota; Dinophyceae; Syndiniales; Amoebophryaceae
Source: the annotation of a GenBank genome assembly